This is a messenger RNA of Cutaneotrichosporon cavernicola, 3852 nucleotides long. RefSeq lists its product as uncharacterized. NCBI's taxonomy places the organism in Eukaryota, Fungi, Basidiomycota, Tremellomycetes, Trichosporonales, Trichosporonaceae. The transcript is spliced from 4 exons. Gene Ontology annotation, cellular component: intracellular anatomical structure; nucleolus. Gene Ontology annotation, biological process: maturation of SSU-rRNA from tricistronic rRNA transcript (SSU-rRNA, 5.8S rRNA, LSU-rRNA). Bases 1 to 3852 code for a protein of 1283 amino acids. The record is from RefSeq and is a predicted model, not a curated record. Gene Ontology annotation, molecular function: helicase activity; ATP binding; RNA binding.
AUGCCCCCACCAGUGAGGGAACGGUACAAUUCCAAGGCCCGAGGCUCCGUUGCUGGAGGGAGCUCUCACAAGAACCGCAAGCGCAAGGCCAAGCGCGAGGGCGAACCGGAAGAGGCUAAGCUCGCGCAGCCGCAUCAUGAGGCAGGCAUGUCGAGCAAGAAGCGCAAGCGGCUCGAUUCGUACAUUGCAACGAGCAUGGCGAUGGUCUCGUCGGCUGGACUCGGGCAGAAUCCCUUUGCUCCACCUACGGCGCUUCAGCGCGCCGAGAUUGCUGAGGAUAAGGCAGUACGACGGGGGAUUGAGAGGCUGAAGAGGCGACAUGGCGAGGCCGACAGCGACUCGGAGGAUGAAGGAAGGAGGAGAGUCGAAGUUGUGGCCACGGUGGCCGGGCAGGAGGAGAUUGAGACGACCGUGUUGGAGACCAAGGGCGAGAGGAAAGCGCGAGAGAAGGCGGAGGCGCGCGGGAGCGGCAAGCUCAAGAUGCCCAAGAAGGCGGGAUGGAACCCGGAGCUGAAGACGAAGGGCGACUCGUCGUCCGAGUUUGACUCGUCCGACUCGGGAGAGGACAUCGAGUCUGAGGCAGAGGCAGAGAAAGUCGAGGAGCCGAAGGAGCUUCCAAAGCCCGCCCACUCGGCGCUGAAGCCGGUAGGCGGCGCCGUGAAGCCUGCAGCUGGGAUUGCGCCCAAGGCCUCCACCGGGAGUGCGCUGAAACCUUUCAACGGGAGUGCUCUGAAGCCCUCAACUGGGAGUGCUCUGAAGCCUACAGCCGGUAGCGCGCUGAAACCGUCCCCCGGCGGCGCGCUUAAGGCGAACGUCGGAGGUGCUCUCAAGACUGCCGCGGACGGGUCGGCAUACCAGCCCCGCGUUGUCACUCGCGGACCGAAGAAGUUUGCGCCCGCUCGCCGCAGGCAGGAGAGCAGCGAGAUUAGCGACGGCGGCGAAGAUUCGGACGGCGACGAUUCCGACGACGAAGAUUCGGACGAUGAGAGCGACGACGACGAGGACAGCGACGACGAGGAGGACAGCGACGACGAGGAGGACAGCGACGGGGCCAGCGAGGAGGGGAGCGAGGGGGAGUCCGAGAGUGAGGGGGACGAUUCCGACGAGCAGAUGGAAGAAGACGGUGACACCGACGUUGCACCCAAGCAAAAGGUCAACUUCAAAGAGUGGGCGCUCAAGCAGAUGGGUUCGGGGGACGCUGAGAAGAGCCUUGCCCCGGACCUCCUCUCGGCGCCCGUCCAGCCGAAGAAAACACCAGCCCCGAAGACUGGAGAGUUCGUCGGGCCUAUGGGUGCUGCAUACCACAUCCCCGCCACCUCGCUGCUCACUGGUGAUGAGGGUUUGGUGGCCAGACCCGCUCUCAAGCGCCGACCUUCGGUCGUCGAGGCGCGGAUGGAGCUUCCUAUCUUGGCCGAGGAGCAGACGAUCGUCGAGGCUGUGCGCAUGCACCCAGUCGUGAUCAUCUGUGGCGAAACGGGUUCAGGAAAGACGACGCAGGUCCCCCAAAUGCUCUACGAGGCCGGGUUCGGUUUCGCGGGCAGCGCGAAUCCCGGCAUGGUAGCGGUUACCCAGCCGCGCCGUGUGGCGGCCGUUUCUUUGGCCGAGCGCGUGCGUGACGAGCUCGGCUUCCCCCCUUCCUCGGGGGUGGUUGCGCACCAGAUUCGGUACAGUUCCACAACGGCGCCGGAUACAGCGAUCAAGUUCAUGACGGACGGUGUGCUUCUGCGUGAGCUGGCCAACGACUUCCUCCUCUCCCGGUACAGUGUGGUUGUCGUCGACGAGGCGCACGAGCGCGGUGUGAACACGGACGUGCUCAUCGGUGUGCUCUCGCGUGUCGCGCGCUUGCGCGAGAAGCGCUGGCGCGAGACCGAGGGUGCUGACCGCCUCUCGCCCCUCCGCCUCGUUAUCAUGUCUGCUACGCUGCGUGUGGCGGACUUCGCUGAGAACGCCACGCUCUUCGCCACGCCCCCGCCGGUCAUCCACAUCGGCGCGCGCCAGCACCCCGUCACGGUUCACUUCUCCCGGCGUACAGUGAGCGACUACGUCGGCGAGGCCUACAAGAAGGUGUCCAAGAUCCAUUCGCGCCUGCCCGCGGGAACGAUUCUGGUGUUCCUCACGGGCCAGAGCGAGAUCAUGGGGCUGUGCCGCAAGCUCGAGGCCAAGUUUGGCGACAAGGGCAAGAAGGGAAAGAAGCCGAUCAAGGUGGAGGACGAGGGGAGGCUGAAGCCCGAGGUGAUUGAGGCCGAGGACGUCGAUCUGGGCGGGGACCGCGAUCUAGCCGCGGAUGUCGACGAUGGCGUCGCUGAGUCGGAUGACGAGGCCCUUGACACGGAGGACGAGGACGACCUCGGCAUCGAGGACACGGACAUGCCCAUGACUGUGCUCCCGCUCUACUCUCUACUGUCGCAGGAUGCACAGAUGGCCGUCUUCCGCCCUCCUCCCGACGGCCAUCGUCUCGUGAUUGUGUCAACAAACGUUGCCGAAACGUCCCUCACCAUCCCGGGGGUGCGCUACGUCGUCGACUCGGGCCGCGCCAAGGAGCGGCAAUACGACCACGCGUCGGGUGUGCAGACCUUUGCAGUGAGCUGGAUCUCCAAGGCGAGCGCGGCGCAGCGUGCGGGCCGUGCGGGCCGUACCGGUCCAGGACACUGUUACCGGCUCUACUCGAGCGCGCUAUUUGAAGACCAUAUGCCGGCCUUUGGCGAGCCCGAGAUCCUGCGUAUGCCAAUCGAAGGCGUCGUCCUCAACAUGAAGGCGAUGAACAUCGACGCCGUCAUUAACUUCCCCUUCCCGACCCCGCCUGACCGGCAAGCGCUGCGCCGCGCCGAAGCCCUCCUCACCCAUCUUGGGGCACUGGACCGGCCCUCUACCACCCGAAUGAUCGCCGGCGUACAGAAAACCGGAAGCGCGGGAGGAAAGAUCACCGACCUCGGCCGCGCAAUGGCAGCGUACCCCGUCUCGCCGCGUUUCGCAAAGAUGCUCGCGGUGGGCAAGGAGAACGGCUGCCUGUCAUUCGUCAUUGCCAUCGUGGCGGGAUUGAGCGUCGGCGAUCCGUUUGUCCAUGAGAACGCUCUUGAGGCCGACUCGGACGAGGAGGGAGAGAGGGGGGCCGAGCUGGCUGGAAUCACCAGCGAUUCCGUGAGGGACAAGGAGAGGAGGCGCGACGUGCGUUCCCGCUUCUUCAAGCGGCACGCGGCAUUCGACUCGGGCGAAAGCGACAUGUUCAAGCUCCUCUCUGCGAUCGGGGCAUACGAGCAUACUCCGACCACCUCUUUCUGUGCUGAAUACUUCCUCCGCCCAAAGGCAAUGCAGGAAAUCCAACAACUUCGUGGACAAAUUGCCCGGAUCGCAGGCAUCUCUCUCUCUCGAAUGGCGCCUCCCUCAUCAAAGGAACGCAAGAUUCUGCGCCAGAUCCUCUGCGCCGGCUUUAUCGACCAAGUGGCCGUCCUGGAGUCUAUCGCAUCCAAGAAGGGCUCAUCGGCCCACUCGUCGGCCCGGGGCGUACCAUACCGCGCAUUAGGUGUUCCCGAACCUGUAUACCUCCACCCGUCGAGUGUUCUGUUCCACCACACACCACCCGAUUUCGUUGUUUUCAGCGAAGUCGUACGCACAGCACGAGUGUGUCUCAAGGGCGUUACAAAGGUUCAGGCAAGCUGGUUGGCCGUGCUGGGCAAGGACAUGUGUAGCUUUUCUCGGCCGCUUGAGACGCCUGGGAUGCGGGCAAAGAGUUUGACGGCUACGGAGAGGGAGGUGGUGGUUGUGCCACACUUUGGGGAUUUGGGGGUGGAUUUGCCGCCUGUUAAGCGCAAGCAGAGGAGGGAGGGGACGAGAUGGGUUACGUUGGAGGAGUAG